CUCUUAUCUAGUGAUAAGAUACGACGCUUAUCAAUUGCGCAGGCAUUUGUCGCUUGGCGUCGAUUCAUCCAAACUUCUGGUUAGUUUAGAUUCAAAGAACGGCAAGAACUCCAUGACGAUGCGCAUAGAAACGAAAAGGCUGCGCCUAGGCUUCAGCCUUUGGCUGCUCUGCUGCUGCGCCGCAAGCGGCAGCCAAGCAGAGCAAAUAGACGCCAAUGAGCCAGCAUUAGAGUUCGAUCGCUUUUGUUAUCCGGCAACGCAACGUAAUACGCGCAAUUCGUGUGAAUGCAGCAAUGUGGAUGCCGCACCGUGGGGCAUGCGUGCACUGCAUAUCGAUUGCAGCUACAAGAAUUACAAUAAGGAGCAGUUAAGUGAGUUGCUGCCGCUUUAUAUAGACAGCUUGGAUGCCUCGUGGAAUUCAUUGCUGGCAGUGCCGCAUUUCGCCAGCGACAGCCUCAGGCAAUUGAAUUUGAUGCAUAACAAUAUCAGCAGCUUGAUGGAGAACAACUUUGGCGGCCUGCGUAGUUUGCAUGAGCUUUACCUAGGCUGGAAUAGCAUACAGCAGCUGCAUGCGCUGAGCUUUGCCAACUUGCCACAUCUGCAAGUGUUGCAGCUGUCGCAUAACAAUUUGCAUGUGUUGCCGGCGCAACUUUUUGCGCCGCUGCUGGUGCUGCAAGCGCUGGAUUUGUCCUGGAAUCGUCAGCUGAAUCAAUCGCUGAGCGGUUCACAGCUUUACAGCAGCUACGGCUUGCAGCAAGCGUUGCAAACGCUGCGACUGGAUGCCUGCAACUUGCAGCAGCUGGAGCUGCCACAUAAUUUGCCGCUGCGUGAGCUUUCGCUGCGUCGCAAUCAGCUCGAGCGCUUGCCACAGCAGCUGCCCGCGCAGCUGCAGCGCUUGGACUGCAGUGAGAAUCAGUUGACGCAGCUGCUGCCUGUGGAUACGAAACAGUUGCAGCAGCUGCAGCAACUUUAUCUGGAGGAUAUGCCACAGCUACAAAGCAUUGCCGCUCAAGCGCUGGCGCCGUUGCAGCAACUGCAACAGUUGAGCUUCCAGAACAGUCGCCGCUUGAGCUCCAUCGAUCCGGAAGCCUUUCAACUCGCCACACCCAACUCGCAUUUCAAUUCAUCGCUGCGUCUGCUCAGCUUUCGUGGCACUUUGCUGCGCAGCUUUAACGCGAGUUUGGCGCCCGUUUUUGGCCAACUCACGCAGCUGGAUCUUAAUGGCGUGCCGCUGCACUGCGACUGCGAGCUGGCCUGGCUCAAGGACUUUCCGCUCAAUCAGACCAAUGGCCGCUGCUUGCGUCCGGCGCGUGUGCGUGGCAUUUUGCUCUCCGCGCUGCGUCGCGAUGACUUCAAUUGCAAUCGCUGGCCCAGAUGGGCCUAUGGACUCAUCAUUUUGUCACUCAUUGCGCUCUGCGCCGCGGGCGUUUAUUUGAUUGUCAUGGGCCUGCGUCCGCAUCGUGGCGUCACCAUGCGUCGCAAAGUUGGCUCCGGCAGUCCGUACGCUCGAGUUACCAUCGAGCCCAAUCGACAGGAGCAUUUCACUAGUUAGUUCGCUUAGUUUGUUCAUUGCAUUUGAGUCUGUGUUAAUUUUAUACUAACAAAUUUACAAAUAAA
Molecule: messenger RNA, 1617 nt
Organism: Drosophila busckii
Lineage: Eukaryota; Metazoa; Arthropoda; Insecta; Diptera; Drosophilidae
Product: slit homolog 1 protein
Exons: 1
Coding region: 113-1552 (479 amino acids)
Molecular function (GO): protein binding
Source: RefSeq, a predicted model, not a curated record